Messenger RNA from Zeugodacus cucurbitae (melon fly), 2338 nucleotides. RefSeq lists its product as uncharacterized. Bases 111 to 2120 code for a protein of 669 amino acids. The transcript is spliced from 4 exons. The record is from RefSeq and is a predicted model, not a curated record. Gene Ontology annotation, cellular component: nucleoplasm; nucleolus. Lineage: Eukaryota; Metazoa; Arthropoda; Insecta; Diptera; Tephritidae.
CUGUUCUUUCACUUUUGCUAUUUCAACUGUGCUAGCACGUGUUAGUUGUGGUUCCACGUUUAUUUUCGUAUAGAUUUUUAUAAUUAAUUGAAAUAGAAGUGAUUUAAAUAAUGGCUACAAAUGAGCAAUUAAUAUCAGCACUCGUGCUAGAGUAUUUAAAGAAAAGAGAUAAGAAUUUGGCUAAAGUAUUUCAACAGAAAACAAAUGCGGGUGUCGUCGGUAAAGGCUUUCCUAAGUUGGAACAAAUUAUAGAAACCUACCAACAAAGUAAUAAGAAGAAGGUACCUGUGAUCAAAGCAGUUGCAGGUAAUUCUAGUGAUGAGGAUAGUUCUUCAGACGAAGAGGAAACAACAGCACCACAGGCUAAAAAACCUAAUGUAGGUUUAACCAAUGGUAAGGCUGUUGCAUCGAAAGCUAAGGCUCAAGAAUCCAGCUCCGAAGACAGUAGUUCCGAAGAGGAAACUGCACCGGUUGCUAAAAAACCAGAACCCAAAGCUAAGAAAGAUGAAUCUUCAAGCGAAGAUAGUUCUGAAGAUGAGAAACCCGCACCAAAAAAUAAUGUAAACAAGUCUGUGCCACAAAAAGCGAAAGAGAGCUCUUCUAGCGAAGAUAGUUCUGAUGACGAACCACAAGUAAAAGCACCUGCCAAACCUGUUGUUGCAAACAAAGUGCCACAGAAACAAAAGCAGGAGUCAAGCAGUGAAGACUCUGAUAGUGAAGAAGAAACUAAACCAUCAAAAGCUCCAGUGACUAAACAAGUGGUAAAGAAAGAUGAUACUGAAGACAGUUCCGAAGAUAGUGACAGUGAUGAAGAAGAGGCAAACCCCGCACAGAAACCGGCACCGGCCAAAGUUGCUCCCGUACAGAAAAAAGCCGAUUCCGACAGCUCCUCUGAAGAAAGUGAAGAAGAUGAAAAACCCACCAAGGUUGCCCCAGCUAAAACCAACGCAGCUGUAAAAGCAGCAAGUUCUUCGGAUUCAGAUUCUGACAGUGAAGACGAAAAACCCAAUGUAGCCGCUGCAAAGAAACCCGUAGUUAAAACAGCUACUGUUGCAAAGAAAGCUGACUCAUCUAGUGAGGAAGACAGCUCAGAAGAAGAGGCAAAACCAGCGGCCAAAAAGGUAGCAGCAAAGAAGGAAUCCAGUUCUGAUGACAGCUCUAGUGAUGAAGAAACUCCCGCAGUAUUACCAGCUGUGAAAAAGAGUGCAGCCCCUGUCAAAACCAAGAAAGAUUCAAGUUCCGAAGACAGCUCAUCCGAGGAUGAAGAGCCUCCGGCUAAGAAAGCAGCACCCGCUAAAGCUGUUGCACCACCAAAAAAGAAAGAUUCCAGCUCUGAGGAUUCAUCCUCUGAUGAUGAACCACCAGCAAAGAAGCAAGCCGUAGGAGCUGUUAAGGCCGUUGCUGUAAGCAAGAAAGCUGAAUCCUCAAGUGAUGACAGUGAUUCAGAUGACAGCGAAAAUGAAAAGGCUAAACCUAAGCCCAAAGUUGUGGCACCAGCAAAGGCACAAAAGAAAGACGAAAGCAGCUCAGAUGAUGACGAUGACGAUGAUGAUGAUGAUGACGAAGAGGAGACAGUCCAAGAAACGCCCAAACCAAAAGUUGGAGAAAAGCGAAAAUUCGACGACUCUGCUGCUGGAAAAAAUCAACCUAAAAAUAAUUACAGUAAUUUUGUAAAAAGUGGCGAAGGCAAGAGUGAAGGUGGAGACUUUAAAUUUAGACGAGGCGGCGGCGGUGGCUUUGGUGGUCGUGGAGGCGGCAGAGGUGGAAGAGGUGGUGGUGCAGGUGGUGAUGGAAAUGACGGUUUCAAAAAGUUUGGAGAUAGAAAAUCAUUUGGAGGUUUUGAAAAUGGCGGUGGCGGUCGUGGUGGACGUGGUCGUGGCGGUUUUGGAGGUGGCGAUCGUGGUCGUGGCGGUUUUGGUGGUGGUGAUCGUGGUCGUGGUGGAUUUGGAGGUGGUGAACGUGGUCGCGGUGGAUUUGGUGGCGGUGAUCGCGGCCGUGGUGGAUUUGGUGGACGUGGUCGUGGUUCAGGACGUGGAAACUUUGGUGGAGCGAAUAAACCCUUCAACAAAUCAUUCGAUUCAUCAGCGUCACAUAAUAAAAAGAUCACAUUCGACGAUUAGACUAAGAUAAAUCAGUGCAAAAUAUUUCAAAAACUAAAACCAACAACAUAACAAUUUCGUUAACAUUUCACCGACUAUUUUAAAUACGCUUGUGUUAUUUGUGUUGUGAUGAUUUCGAAAACCUUAAUUUUAUUGCUUUACAGAGAAAUGCAUCAGGUUCGUGGGGUGAACGAGCGAACAAAGAUUUGAAAUAUACACGUGGAAAGUCAUUUAAACAU